This is a messenger RNA of Xyrichtys novacula (pearly razorfish), 4076 nucleotides long. The record is from the annotation of a GenBank genome assembly. NCBI's taxonomy places the organism in Eukaryota, Metazoa, Chordata, Actinopteri, Labriformes, Labridae.
GGCCCCACCCUUAUCCUCAGAGUGCAGCAGCAGCGGCAGGAGGAGCAGCAUGAUGAUGAUGAUGCGAGUAGCCCUGCUAAUUUUGUCUCUCUCGGCAGUCUGCAAUGGCAUCCUUCCCGAGAUAGUGAACUCGGGGAUCAAUCAUAUCCUGGACAAUAAUUACGCCUUUGAACAAAACGAGCCGGACAGCACGUUUGUGGAAGUGGAGCAGCUGCCAGAGGAUCCGCAGCAAAAGCCUGAGGAUGCUUUCCACCAAGUAGGCAGCCAGUUGCACCUCUCAGUCAGCAUCUGGUUUUCCACAUGACAAGGCAUUAUUUCUCUGCUCACUGCUGAACCAGCUUUAGGUUUAAGUUUGAUGCCUGUUUUUAUGAGAGUUUUGAAAACACUUCAGUUGUUUUGGACAGAAGCAGAGGCAGCAGUUAGAAGCUUAAAUCUGAUGGUAAUACUUGGAUGCUUCAUCUUUUUACAUAAUUUCUUGUCUUUCCAGAAAAAUGAAAGUGACAGCCCUCAUACCAAUGACCUUCCCUCAAGUCCUAACAAUGAAACAGCCUCUGACAAAGUGACUGACAGUGAACCAGUCCACACCUCAGUAGACCAGGUAAGCUGCCUUUCUGAAAGGACACACUGUUUGUUUUGCUCUGUGAUUGGAGACUUCACAAAUAUGAUAUCUUUAUGAUACAGGAAACAAACAACAUAACAAUAGCCGAAGAGUCCAGUGAGCUGGGGAACAUUGUUGGUCAUGUAAGUUUGUUCUGCUUAUAUACAGCCCUUAAAGUCCAGUAAAAACAUCUUUAGACUGUACUCAUGCACUUUUUAUCUGGCUCUGACGCGAUGAAAAUAUGCACUCGGAGCUGCAAAACACUAGUGUUUCUUUGAAUACUUUGUAAUCUGGACAGGAACCUGAGUUAUUUAUGCAGAUUGGAUGUUCAAAACUUUAUAUGACGCAUGCUCUCACAGUUAAUUAAAAUAUAAUCUCUUUGCAUAAUGUCUCCUUUUUGCCUCUAGGGUUGCAUCACUGAUGAAGACUGUGGGAAGGGCAGCUAUUGCCUUCCCGACACAAAAAACUCCAAGUGUCUGCCUUGCAAAGCAAUUGAUGUGGUAAAUGAACCUAAGUUACCUCACACAGCUGAAGCACUGUUUAGUUUUCCCCAAGAUGUGCGAAUUCUGAGGUCUGUUGCACUCACAUCUAGGCCGCUAGGGUUUCACUCUUGACUGCAUUGCAGUGUGUCCACAAGUGUAACCAGAGUGUGUUGAGCUUCACAUAAGAGGUCACAACAUGUCAAGGUUAAAAAAAAAAGAGAUCAGCUUCUUCUUUUUGCCCUUUUCAAUGACUUCCAGAUCAAAAAGAAAACCAGUGAUGAUGGUCUUUUCCAGAGAGCGCCUUUGGUUUUAUUUAAGACUCUGCUGAUACUGCUGAUUCUCUAGAGCCUUGUUAGAUGAGUGGGUCUUAGUCCAAGUAACAAGAAAUACAAAGAGAGAGAGAUACUGGCAGUCAGCCAAACAAGGGUACACUGUACAAGGAUGAUAAAUAUUUAGAGGACAGAUCCCAAGUGCUGCACUGAAAAACUAACCAGAAUUUUUUUAUAUUGAAAAAUUUAUCAUUCGUUGAGCUAAUUCAUAGGGAAAAGAACGUACCUGACAGUAUAAGCUGGCUCAUUCAUAUAUGACCAAAACAAAACACCAGUAGACUUCAUGCUUAUUAAACCUUUUUUUCUUCCUUUUUUAGCCCUGCACUAAAGAUGAGGAGUGCUGUGCUAAGCAGCUGUGUGUCUGGGGUCAGUGCAGUCAAAAUGCAACCAAAGGAGAAGCUGGCUGCACCUGUAAAUACCAGACUGACUGCAGCCCGGACCUCUGCUGUGCUUUCCACAAAGGUACACAAAUAGCCUACUACACAAGGCAUGAUAAAUGCUGCCCAGUCACCUUCUACUUUCUCAGAGAAAAUGUGUUUUUUUUUUUCCAGCUCUGCUCUUCCCUGUCUGCUCUGCCAAGCCCAUUGAGCGGGAACACUGUUUUGGUGCCUCUAACCACCUGAUGGCGCUGUUGUCUUGGGAUAUUCAGGAUGAGGGGCCCAGGAAACACUGCCCAUGUGCAGGAGAUCUCCACUGCCAGCACUUAGGGUGAGCAGCACACUGCGUUUCAAGCACAUGUAUAUUAGAAGCUUCGUUGGAGAAUUUUGUUCUCAGUCUUGAAUACUGAAGCUUUUCUGCGUGUUGUUGACAGACGAGGGUCCAUGUGUCUCAAAGGGGAGGACUCCAGUGAAGAGGACCUGACAGACACUCUAUAUUCAGAGAUAGAUUAUAUCAUUUAGGCAUUAAUUAUCACCUUGUCACCAAAAUAUCUGGAGUCUCCUGUGACUCCAGAGCUUUGCUGCAAAGAGUUGAAGCACCAAAGCAGUAAAGAUAUACAGCAUGGAAAACAGAUCAAUGUAUUUACUCCACUUGCUUCAACUGGAAUCAAGAUUUACCGCAAGAAAAGGUCUUUGAACAUGUAGAUGUUAAAGUUAUGAUUGAGAAAAUCUAAUACCAAAUGCUUGGAUCUUAAAUGUAUGCUGCAUCUCCAUGUUAUCAAUUAGAUCCUUAUUUAACGUUUAUCAGGACCAUCUAAACCAUUUUAAUGGUCUGAUUGGGCAACAUGAGUGAAACCAGCUCAUUCAUAAAUGUGAUGUUUUGAUCUUCAAAUAGGGCUGGGCAACAUGGGAAAAAGUUUAUCAUGGUUUUUUUUUUUUUAUCAUAUCAGUCCAAAUCGGUAUAUGUCAUGAAAUGAAAAAUGAAAUUUAACAGUGCUUAUUGGUAGCAUUCUGUGAGGUCUUUGUGUCGCUUCGAUGUUUUGUUGUAAGGCGUUGCGCUAGAGGAAGCAGACUGAAUGGUCGGCUGUUUCGGCUGCACAGGCGCCAUGGGCUCUUUGCUCCGCUCAAGGUUUGUAACCUUUUGCAUUGCGAGCGUUCUGCCCCAUGGUUCUGCUUAAGGCAAAAUUUAAGGUAUUCCCUGACUUUGCAAGAACACGAACAUGUUCGAUAUAUAUCAUUAUCAUUUUAUCGCCCAGCCCUAUCUUCAAGUAUAAUUGUUAUGUCAUAACUAAACAACUUUUGCAGUCCUACAAUGAUCAAAUGUGUUUGGUAUUACCUAGCCUGGAUUGGCCAUCCUGUUGCAUGAAUCACUUGAUGUUCCUUCCCACCACAGUCUGGACUUCGGCCCAUAGAGAGCGUGUAUUCCCGAUCAGAAAAUAACCGGGCCAAUUAGAGACCGUGUUUCCACUGUUACCCGGACAACAGGGAAAGGCAGCCCCUGAUUGGUCCAUGUGUAGAUGGUGACGUCUAACACAUGCUGCGGGUUUCAAAGCCCCGUUCAUUCAGAAUGCCGUUAAUUCUGCAGUUGACUCUGCAAAGUCGGCAGAAAUCGUUUAUAUCUGACAUCUUCUGCGGAUAUAAACGAUUUCUGCUGACUUUGCAGAGUCAACUGCUGAAUUAACGGCAUUCUAAUGAACAGCGCUUUGAAAAGUCCCGCAGCAUGUGUUAGACGUCACCACUACACACGUACCAAUCAGGGGCUGCCUUUCCCUGUUGUCCGGGUAACAGUGGAAACACGGUCUCUGAUUGGCCCGGUUAUUUUCUGAUCGGGAAUACACGCUCUCUAUGGGCCAAAGUCCAGACUGUGGUGGGAAUGAAUAUCAAGUGAUUCACGCAACAGGAUGGCCCAGCCAGGCUAGGUUUUACCUUGAUUCAUACAUUUACUGACCAGCUCUUGCCUCAUCACUAGAUUGCUCUUGGAACCAUGUAAUUAUUUUUACUAACAUAGACAUGUUUGAAGUAUUUCUGUUUUCCUCCUCUCCAGCUAUUGUUGACCACUUUGGUAACACCUCAUAUUCCUGUUAUGUUUGCUUCUUUAUGUACUGCAGUAUCACUUUAAAGUGCAGUAAUGAUAAAAGCAAUACCUUCACUAUGUAAAUAAAGCAGUACAACUUUGCUGGAUGAUCAAUAAUACAACCAUGGCACUGUUAUCAUGCACUUAAACAACAUAUGUAGCUCAUACAUAUUUGCUUUUAGAAAAUAAAGGUUUUUUAAAACACUAAACCCCUAA